GUGCGCAUGCCUGAACCUCAUCAUUACGAAAGAGAGGAGACGGUCGUUGUUUGAAAACAUUUAUAUAUACAUAUAUAUAUAUAUUUAUAUAUAUAUGUAUAUAUAAAUAUAUAUACACACAUACAUACAUACAUACAUACACACACACACACGCUCAUACAUAUAUAUUUCCUGUGUCUUCUCUCUCCCUCUCUCUUUCUCUGUCCUCUCUUUAUUUCGCGUCUUCAGUUUUUGGGGUCACCCCCCUUCGUUUAUUUACCAAAAUAGCUGUUAAACCCCCUAAUUGAAAGAUGGCUGAAAAUGGACAGGAAGAAGUAGAUCCAUCACUGGAAGAUCAACUUUUAGCUGAGGACGAAGCUGAAGAAUCUACAGAAACCAUGGAGAAUGGUCACUCUGACGAUUAUCAAAAAUUAAUCGAUCAUGGAAUCGAUAAGAAAGUAGCUGAUGAAUUGAUUAAAAUAUACAAAACUGGGAAACUUUCCCAGUCUGAUUUAGAUGACAGAGCAAUGGAUGCUCUUAAAGAAUUUCCUGCUGAAGAUGCUGUAUCUGUGUUGAAACAGUUUUGUGAUAGCAGUUUGGAACAUGUUGCUAACAAAAGUGCAUUUUUAUGUGGACAGAUGAAAAUGUUUCGACAGAGAACAAAAAUACAAGGAAUGCCUAACUCUGCUGCAAAAGGCCCCGAUGAAACCAAAUUAAAAGAAAUAUUAGCUCGUACAGGUUACACACUUGAUGUUACGACAGGACAGCGGAAAUAUGGUGGUCCACCACCUGAUUGGACAGGCGUAUCACCAGGUUCUGGCCAUGAAGUCUUCUGUGGGAAAAUCCCAAAAGAUAUAUUUGAAGAUGAGUUAAUUCCGUUAUUUGAAAAAUGUGGCAAAAUCUGGGACUUGCGGUUAAUGGUUGAUUCAGUGACUGGCUUCAGUCGAGGAUAUUGUUUUGUGACUUUCUGUGAGAAAGAAGGAGCUGUAGAAGCCAAAAAGCAGCUUGACAACCAUGAAAUUCGAAAAGGUAAACGCUUGAAGGUGAACAUAUCCAUUGCCAAUGUUCGCCUGUAUGUUGGCAGUAUUCCAAAGAGUAAGUCAAAAGAGGACAUUAAAGAAGAAUUCUCCAAAUUAACAGAGGGUCUUGUUGAUGUAAUUGUUUAUGGCUCGGCUGACAACCCCAAAUGGAAGAACCGGGGGUUCGCCUUCCUUGAAUAUGAUUCCCACAAGAGUGCAUCUGCUGCAAAACGAAGAUUUACUUCAAGAAGUUUGAAAGCUUGGGGAGGGGAAUUUGUUGUUGACUGGGCUGAUCCUUUAGAGGAACCUGAUACAUCCACCAUGUCCAAGGUAAAGGUAUUGUAUGUAAGAAAUCUUACCUCAGAUGUUACAGAAGAACUUUUAAAAGAAAAAUUUGGAUAUUUUGGUAAACUAGAACGAGCUAAAAAAAUAAAAGACUAUGGUUUCAUCCACUUUGAAGAACGGGAAGAUGCUUUAAAAGCUCUUGAAUCUCUGAAUAAUCAAAAAAUUGGUGGUAUGGAGAUAGAAGUAUCAUUAGCAAAGCCUCCCACGGAAAACAGGAAAAAGGAACAGCGCAAACGAGAACAGGAUCGUAGAGGUCCUGUUGCCAUGUACCCAGGAUAUGACGACUACUGGUGCAUGCCACCAGGACGCAUGCCACCACCUCCUCCUCCACCACUUUCUGGACGUGGCAUGAGGCGACCACCUCCCCCACCCCCUCCUCCUGCCAGGGGUGGUUAUGAUCCUUACUAUGAUGACUAUUACCCAUAUCCUGAAGAAUAUGAUUAUUACGGAGCAUAUGCUCCUCCACCACCUCCUGGACCACUUCGAGGUCGUGGAAGAGGUGGAGCACUGCCACCACCUGUAAGUGAAAGCUUAUUGUCUGUCCUGAUUUAAACAUCAUUCCUUUGCUUAAUGUGAUUCAAUUCACCAUAAACUCACACUCCUAACAGCUAUAU
Octopus bimaculoides (California two-spot octopus) is the source of this 1957-nucleotide messenger RNA. Its product is annotated as heterogeneous nuclear ribonucleoprotein R. The record is from RefSeq and is a predicted model, not a curated record. Gene Ontology annotation, molecular function: RNA binding. Lineage: Eukaryota; Metazoa; Mollusca; Cephalopoda; Octopoda; Octopodidae.